Molecule: messenger RNA, 2847 nt
Organism: Melanotaenia boesemani (Boeseman's rainbowfish)
Lineage: Eukaryota; Metazoa; Chordata; Actinopteri; Atheriniformes; Melanotaeniidae
Gene: tgm5l
Product: transglutaminase 5, like
Exons: 14
Coding region: 341-2392 (683 amino acids)
Biological process (GO): peptide cross-linking
Molecular function (GO): protein-glutamine gamma-glutamyltransferase activity
Source: RefSeq, a predicted model, not a curated record
UAAGGCGAUAUAGACUCAGCAGUUUUCAUGACUUAGUAUUAUUCUUCAGAAAUGCAUCCCACUCAAUUACACUGUACUCAUACCUGACAACACCCACUGCAUACCUCAAUUUCCUAAAGAUUGCAAAACUAGUUUCUGGGGGAGGCAGGUCUUGGCGUCAGUGAAUAGUCUUCCUUGUGCUAAGGGGGUGUGUUACUAAGGACAUUGGAAACAUUGAAGGAAAUCCGUCCACUUUCUCUCUGUGUAACUGAGGGAACGCUUCAGAGGGAGGGGCAAAUGUAUAAAUAUAAGAUGAAGGUGACUGCAGAAUUAAUUACACUUGCUACACUGACGCUAACAAAUGGAAGACUUGAGUAUACAGUAUGUCAACCUGGAACAGUCUGAAAACCUGGAGAGACACAGGACAGUGGGCUUUAACGGUGCCAAUGCUCUAGUGGUGCGAAGAGGAGCUCCAUUCAGAAUCAGUGUAGGGCUGAAGGGUCGACCUUUCAACCCUACGACUGACUCUCUGAGGAUCAAAGUCAUGCUAGGUCCGCUGUUUGUGAUAAUGCCAGUCACAUUGCCAAAGAAGACCCCUUCCUCCAGUUGGAAUGCUUAUAUUAACACACAUGGCUUAAACCCCCUGAACCCCUCGAUCUUCAUCUCCUCUCCAGCCUCUGCAUCAGUGGGCUGGUACAAGUUUCAGCUGGAUGUGCUCACACUGGAUGGCCAGAGGAGUCAGGCUUUUGGCAAGUUUAUUCUGCUCUGCAACCCCUGGUGCUCUGAGGAUGCAGUGUAUCUUCCAUGUGAGGAACAGAGAAAAGAAUAUGUCCAAAGUGACUCUGGGUUGCUGUUUAUGGGGACAGCUAAGAACCUUGUAUCAAGACCAUGGUCCUUUGAUCAGUAUGAGCCAGGUGUUCUGGAGUCAUGCCUGAAUCUUCUCCAAGUCAGCCCUCAGCACCAAAAGAACACGAGAAUGGACUGCCUGAAUCUAAACAACCCUGUUUACAUCAGCCGGGUAGUCUCUGCCAUGAUCAACUGUGAAGAUGAUCGUGGAGUACUGAAGGGAAACUGGUCAGGUGACUACAAACAAGGUAAUCAUCCCUCCAAGUGGACAGGAAGUGGAGACAUCUUGAAACAAUGGGCCCGGUCUGGUUACCAGCCAGUCAAGUAUGGACAGUGUUGGGUGUUUGCUGCUGUCAUGUGCACAGUUAUGAGAGUUCUUGGCAUUCCUUGUCGUGUUGUCACAAACUUCAACUCAGCCCAUGACACCAAUGGCAACCUGGUGAUUGAGGAGUACUACAGCGAAACUGGGACAAAACUAAACCUCAGCCAAGACAGCAUAUGGAACUUUCAUGUAUGGGUGGAGUGUUGGAUGACUCGCAGGGAUGUGGGAUCUGAAAUGGACGGUUGGCAAGUUCUGGACCCGACCCCACAGGAGAGAAGUGGAGGAGUGUUCUGCUGUGGCCCAGCUCCAGUCAAAGCAAUCAGGAGUCAGCGUAUCGACCUUUUAUAUGACAUCCCAUUUGUCCAUGCUGAGGUGAAUGCUGACGUACACACAAUCAUCGUGAGCCAGGGUCAGAUGGUCAGCUUCAGCAAAGACAAGGACAAAGUUGGAUCCCUCAUCUGCACUAAAGCUGUUGGCCUCCCAAGACUGCAGAACAUCACAGCAGACUAUAAAUAUGUGAAAAGCCCAACUUCAACACCGUCAUCAAGAAGUUCCACCAUUUCAAAAGACUCAACACUGAGAAGAGCUGUCUUAUCCAAAGGAGUGUCAGUCGUCCUGGCCCUGGAUAAAUCUCCAGUAGUCGGGGAGCCAAUCUGCUUUACGGUGAAGGUGAUGAACCAACAAAGUGUAUCCAAGAUGAUGAAAGUUCAUUUCAAUGCUCAGGCAAAAGAGUACAACCACAAUCCUUCUGACACCUUUUGGGACAAAAAUGGUGUCAUACAGUUAGCACCCAUGGAAGUCAAGGUACUGCAGCAGCAGAUCCUCUCAGCCCAGUAUGUGGAUGUGGUGGGUGACAAUCUGAUCAACUUGGCAGUUGUCCUGGAGGACAUGGCCAGCCAUGAACGGGUGCUCACUUCAGAGGAGUUUAACAUAGCAAGCCCAGAGCUCACCAUCCAGGUUGCAGAUGAAGACUCUGUUGUGCCCAAAAAAGAGCAUACUGCCACAAUUUCUUUCACCAACCCGUUCUCUCAACCAGUGAGUGGAUUACUCACUGUAGAAGGAGCUGGGCUCAUGCACAAGGUUCACUUCAGUAUGCCCUCAUUACGUCCAGGCAUGAGAGUGGAGCAAGACAUCAAAUUCCUCCCAAGCAUGGUGGGUGUAAAGAUGCUGCAGGCCAGUCUGUCACUCUCAGAAAUCAACAUCAACAUCAGAGGCUUUAAGAUGGUGUCCAUCAACAGUAUUUAACUCCCUCAAAGGUUGUCAUGUGUUAUAUUACCCUCACUGAAAUCAAUGUGAAUGGUAUUUAUUUUUUGCUGUGUAUUUAUUUGAGCCAUUAAAAUAAUAUUGUUGCCUGAAAUUUUGCAUCAGUACUUGAAAUGUAAAAAUUGGCAAAAAAAAUGCUAAUUUAAGGAAUUAUGCUUAUUUAAGCUUUGCCACCUGUGUCAUAUUUCUUCUGCAGAAGCUACACACUUCAGUGUUAAUAAUGUUUGAAUGUAUUUUUCUUGUUGCAUUUCUUUUUCUGCCCUGAAGAGGGAGACAUCUCCUCAGAGAUAAGAGCAGGCCCCUUGGAUGAAAUACUUUUCGUACCUUAAGAUAUUAAUAUGUAAUUUAAAACAAUCUAUCACUACUCUUGAUGUCAUGUAAUCUUUCUAUGCCUUCACGCUUCGUAAAUGUGUGAAAUAAAAGGAAAGCUAAUUUGA